AACUACGAAUCAUGGCAUAACAUGCCUGAUAGCAAUAAAAAUCAAGCUCUCUCUAAUAUUAAGGAUAGGUUUGCUUUAGAGGUCUCUGAUGCCUAUAUCAAGAAGGCAUUGGGUAAAAAAUGGAGAGACAAUAAAAGCAUUUUGAAAAAAGAAUAUUUUAAAAAACCCAUAAGCCUCGAAGAAAAAUUGCAAAAUGUCCCACCGAGAAUGCUGAGGUACCAAUGGGAAGAUGCGGUUCGAUUUUGGAAUUCGAAGAAAGGAGAGGACCGUGAGCGAGUUGGAACAAGCAGCAGGCAAAAACAAAAAUUUACGCACACGGCAGGGUCGAAAAGUUUUGCUUGUGUAGCUCAGGCCGAGGAAGCCUCGUCUGGUCAAAAAGUUGGACGCCUUCAACUUUUUGACAUUACGCAUAGGAAAAAAGAUGGAACUCCGAUGUCAUAUGAGGCUGCAAAAAUUAUGAGCGGAGGCGGCCGAGGAGGCGGAGGCGUGGCGAGGAGGCGAGCGAGCAGGAAAUACAAUGAACUCCAAAGAAGACUUCAUCUAUGA
This is a messenger RNA of Gossypium arboreum, 546 nucleotides long. RefSeq lists its product as uncharacterized. NCBI's taxonomy places the organism in Eukaryota, Viridiplantae, Streptophyta, Magnoliopsida, Malvales, Malvaceae. The record is from RefSeq and is a predicted model, not a curated record. The transcript is spliced from 5 exons. The coding region runs from base 22 to 546 and encodes 174 amino acids.